Messenger RNA from Sphaeroforma arctica JP610, 863 nucleotides. RefSeq lists its product as hypothetical. Gene Ontology annotation, biological process: RNA splicing. The annotation marks the transcript as partial. NCBI's taxonomy places the organism in Eukaryota, Ichthyosporea, Ichthyophonida. Gene Ontology annotation, cellular component: precatalytic spliceosome. The record is from RefSeq and is a predicted model, not a curated record. The transcript is spliced from 3 exons.
AUCGCUCGAUAAGCCUCCAGCUGCCCAGGAAGCGGGAGAGGAGUCCUUGGACGAGGGUGAAGUAGUGGAAGAGGCCGACUUGAUGGCAAAGUUGAUGGGAUUUAGCUCAUUCGAUUCCACCCAGGGUCAGCACGUACCAGGGACUGAUGUCAGCGGGGUCAUAGUUAAACACAAACGCGAAUACCGCCAGUAUAUGAAUCGCCGAGGUGGUUUUAACAAGCCGCUCCCUGGCGGACCGGCUGGGAAAUGAUCGAGUGAUUCAACCAUAGGGACUGGAAAUUCAGCCAAGCCUUAGUAUUUGGUAGAUUUUCUACUACGAUUGCCGAAAAGGCGCAAGUGUUGGACCAAAACCUUGGAACUUCAGUGCUGUGCGUGAUGUACGUAUUGAAUUGUAAAUGUACUGCUUUAAAGGAGCGUUGUUGCCUGGUCAGUUAGCUAGGAGAGCAUACUUGACGAAGGGUGAGCGGGAAACAUAGUCUCUGUUGUGGAAUGUGGCAUCAGGACAUUCAAGUAGCACCGUGAUGUACACAUUGCUGGCUCUGUACACAUUGCUGGCUCGAAUAGGGAGACAGAAGCAGUUGGGCCAUAUAUCGAAUAUUUACAUGUCGGUCUGGGUUUUGAAGUUUCACCGAACUUCACAACCCAAGUUUAUAGUUUGGUGACCCACGCUUUGUUUGACACUCCAACAUGCUCUAUUGUUGUGCCGAGACUACAAACUCGCACAUAAGGACGAAGAUUGCCCGUGAUAAUAUACACAAGAUGACACAACAUACCAAUAUUUGCGCCUCAUGUGCUGGGUAUGCGCUUUCGUGAAAUUGACUCAUCGUGUAUAUGCGUAAUUCAAUAAACGUAUGAGAUACCGG